AUGCUCCGUAAACUCUGGGAUGGGUCCUGGAAACCUCCUUCGAGUUCAAAUGCCACUUUGUCAUUUCAUAGAAAGCGUCUAAGUAAUGAUACUUCCGAUACCGAUCUGAACGAAAACAGCAGUCAAAGUUACUCCAGCAAAAAUAUACCCAAUAUCAACAGAAGAGACAGCUUAGUGUCGCCUUUUCGAUUUUCUGCAUCCUCGGAAUGCUUGAGUCCUGAAUAUACGGAAGAUAGCAUCAAUCCGUUUGAAACUCAACCUUUGAAGAAAAGUAGAAGCUUUUCAGGAAGAGCCAAUUCUCGUUCUCCUUUGUCUUGGAGGAAGAAGACCAAGUCAGUAAGGUUCGAAAUUGAUGACAAGGAUGAGCCACCAGUGUUGCAAUGUUCUUCUUUUGUGGAGGAUACCGACUCACUGUCUACGGAAAAACUCGAAAUUUUAACUCCUUUGGAAUCCGAUUCAAAUUAUUCAGCUGGUUCUUUUGAAAAGAAUCUGCUGUCUGAUCGUGUUCAUUAUAAAUCAAUGAAGGAAUAUCGUCGGUAUGAAAAUGAGGCACAAAAGGUCUACUCAAAUAUUCUCAAAGAUGAGCUGAUCGAGAAUUCUGAUGUAACUUUCCAGCAACAGCUGCUCCCCUAUGACUCUCUUAAUGGUAUUUAUAGAUUGUUGAAUCUUGAAAACCAGCAAGAGUCGUCUUUUGAUUGCAUACCAUCCAUCGAAAAGAAAUUGAGAGAGCUUUCGACAGUUGCAAAUGAAAUAAUCAAAAUUGAGGCUUUGGGAGUUUGCACUACUCAAAAUCAGAGUACUGAGACUGCUCUAGGUACCAGUCUUGACUUAGAGAGCCAAAUCAAACAGAUCAAAAGUUUCGUCACCACCUUGAAUGCUGAGGUAAUUCGGGUUCAAGAAGAGAAAAAAUCAAUAGCUAAAAAGCUUGCAGAUAAGACUAGUUCUACACCUAGCGAAAGUAGAACCAACUCAAAUCUUUCAUGUCUUUUGGAUGGGGUUUUGGCUGAAAAUACUCGACUUAAAGCUGAGGCUGAAAUUUUGGCUGCGAAAAAUUGCAGCAUUUUACAAGAAAAUGAAGAUUUGCAAAAACUGUCAAAAUUGCUACUUGAUGAAAAAACGAAAUUACAACUUGAUCAGAAUCAAAAGUUGACAAAGAAGAUUGAAGACAGCGAAAAUUUGAUAAUAAUGCAGAAUACUACUAUUACAGAGUUGAAAACACAAAUUGAAAAUAUAACCUUUGAAAAUGAUGAAAAAAUUGUGCAACUAGAAGAACAAAUUACUGAAAAGGAUCAAGAGCUUUUACAAUUGAGAGACAAGAGCCUGGUUUACAUCCGUGAGAUCAUGGAGCUAGAAAAGGAUAUUACGAUGGAGCUAGAUGAUAUUUCAUUACGAGAAGCUGCUACUGCCGAAGCUAUCAAAGACAGAACUCUUCUGCUCGAGCUUCAAUUGCAGGAUACACAGGCACGUUGUCAGGGUCUUGAAUGUGCUGGUGUACAACUCAACAACAAGAUCCAUAAGCUCAAUGCAUUCAAUAGCCAUGCUUCAAUUGUCCUCCAUGCUUUGCAUAAUUAUAUAAAAAAGCUUCAGCAUCUGCACCACAAAAAACUCAAGGAGGUGGAGGAUACUCGCGACGCAUUCAGUCAAGCAACUGUGAUUUUCAUCAAAGAUAUAAUUUCAGCAUUAUAUCCCGUGCUCAGUGAAGAAGCUCAACUGUACUUUAAUCUGAGCAAAUUUUUACCAUCGGCCGUCAUUGCUAGGCAAGCGUUCAAGCCCAUAGUGGACAGCAUUCACCAAUUGGUAGAGGCUAAUGCCUAUUUGAGAAAUUUGGACGACAGACGAGCUUCGCUCACCGAUUCCAAUUGCGACGCUAUGCUCCAGCAAGUUACUAGGAUUGUCAAUUUCAUGACAGAAAAGUCCUAUGAUGUAUAA
Meyerozyma guilliermondii ATCC 6260 is the source of this 1929-nucleotide messenger RNA. RefSeq lists its product as uncharacterized. Lineage: Eukaryota; Fungi; Ascomycota; Pichiomycetes; Serinales; Debaryomycetaceae. The transcript has a single exon. Bases 1 to 1929 code for a protein of 642 amino acids. The record is from RefSeq and is a predicted model, not a curated record.